GAAAGUUGAACGCAUGCCACAGUAGCCCCAGGGUCAUGCUUCCGUCUUCAGCUUGGGAUCAGAGGUCUGUCCAUAAAACAUAAACACCCACCGCAACUCAUAACAAUGGACACUUGUGUUAUUGUGAUACUUUUUGCAGUAUUUUGGCAAAGUUCAGGUUUUCAUUUUGGCAUGUCUAACGCCUGCUACGGCCAGGGACCCUGUUCUCGUCAUGAACUGACCUGUGGAACGACUGACCGACUGGCCAUCAUAUCGGCUGUCCACGGUUUCAAGAGGAAGGAGUCUCUCUGUCCAAGCAUUGCCGUCAACACCUGCAAGUUCAACACCAAGUUCUGCUGCAAAGAAGAUGACGUGUAUGACUGCACCUUUCCCUUCAAGAACAUAUACAUGAGGUCCCUGUAUGAACGCUGUUCUGGCAAAUACAACUGUUCCUAUUACACAGACAGAGUCCAGGAGGCGUGCACGUUAUCGACGCGUACACUGUCAUCCUUCUCGUCGAUCAGGUUCAGCUGCAUAUCAGAAACGGAAAUGGUUGAUUUUGACACUGUUGGCUCAACCCGAGGAAAGUCUGUGUUUCUUGCCUUUGACCCUGACCUCUACAUACGUAGCUCUGACAAAGUUAAACAGUUCUCAUGUAGAGUGGAACCAGUAACGUCAUCCACCCCCGUCAACGUCACCAUCAACGCUCUCGAUGUUCGCUUCGACAAAAUUGGAGGGAUAUGCUCAAGUGUCCUCAUACGGCAGAGUGGAGGUCACGUCACCAAUAUCACCUGUGGUCCGUAUGGAAGACGAACAUUCCUCUCCUCGGUAACAAAUAUAGGAAUGUCCUUGACCCCUAUUGACCUACUUCUGAACAUAGUUCCAGAAAAUCUUCCUGGAUAUGUGUGGAUUCAUGUAGAAGCUGAGGACACGGAACUUGAACUUCGUUGUGGAUCUCUAGAAAAUGCAUGGUGGGGAGAUGAUUGGCCCUCUGGUGAUAGAAAGGUUAUCAACACUACAGAUAAUGCCUCUGUGACGGCGGUGAUAGGGGGCGUGGGUGUGCUGUUGGUCCUAGCUGCAGUUUUGGCUGGUGUCAUAAUUUGGAAGAGGCGGGCGAAUGUCACAAAAUACCUUCAGACAAUUCCCUUGAACGCCUCUUGUUCCAAGGAAGCUGUCGAGCGGAGGCUCCGCGCCCAGAGCGGUUGCAGUGAAACACUUAACGUGACAAUCCAACAGCCUGACACAACCUCUGAGAAGUCUGUGACCCUCCAGGUCCGCCCUCCACCUAAAUCAACCGACGAACCCAUAUACGACCGCAUCAAGUUCGCCGACGAGCCACCAUCCGUGUCUGCUGUCGGCGUCUAUGAUCACCUUCGCCACGUGAUAGUUGACCAGGACAAGGGUGAUGGUUAUGACAAAUGUUUGGUCGGUAUGGUCAAAAUCGGCACGGACAACUCGGCGUACGACACCACGGAGUCGGCUUCACGGGACACUGAUGAGGACAAGCGUGACGUCGCCUACGACCACCUGAACGGCAACACGGAAGACAAGUCAUUGGUUGACAACAUCUACGAGAACACGACUCCUAAACCUGUCGAAGAGAACCCUUACAAUGUUGUUGCUGAGAAGGAGGAUGACAAUGAACAAACAUCAGACUAAUUUACAGUAAACUACGGUUAUAACGAACUCAAAGGGGUCACUAAAUUUAGUUCGUUAUAACCGUAGUUCGUUAUAAGCACAUUUACAGUAUAUAUACAGCAAAUGGACGGGGCCAAAAAACAGUUCGUUAUAUCCGUCAGUUCGUUUUAAGCGUGUUCGUUAUAUGCGUAGUUUACUGUAUGUGACAAUUUUCAACUGAACAUUUAUCAACAGCCAAAUCUUCGAAAGGGUGUCUGCUAGUAUGACUUUGAUUACUGCGCAAUUCGAACUGUCGUGUAAGUCAAUCCACAGUGUAACGCCAAUGCGUCGAAAAUUCUAGACUAAAGGUCAAAUCGUCGAAAAUUAGGGGCUAAUAUCAAUUGGACCUUGAAUUGGGAAUAUACUCGAUUUUGAUUGGUCAAUCAGAGGUUUCAAUGAAAUUUAGGGAAUUUGUUUUGGGUUCAAACUCAGUGAACAUACUCGCUGUAUGUUAAUGUGCCGUGUCUCUAUAGUAAAAUCGACGGUGGCACGUGGUCAAGGGCACAGCGCACAGGUCCAAAAUCAGAAGAAGUUGACCAACAUAGGUGGCGAAGAGUCGUUGGAUGGGUGACCGUGUUGAGUUUCUAGGGUGCCGGCACUGCCCCACACUGAACCACAUACAGUCACUGAAGUCUCCUAAGGCAAGUGAAUUUGUUCGUCGCAUGGCUCUGUUCACCCACCAUCGGCAGCUUGGGUUGUAUACUCCCAAGGAAGCUGAGAAUGAAAACCGAGCGCACACUAAACCACUGACCUGGGUAAUAGUCAAGUUGCGCCAUGAAAAUUCACUUGGUGAAAGGCAUUCGGAGUAGGAAAAAUGCACUUGAUACAGUUAUAAUAUGUGAAUUGUGAGUGAGUGAGUAUGGUUUUACGCCGUUUUGAGCAAUAUUUCAGCAAUAACACAGGGGAUACCAGGAAUGGGCUUCACAUUGUACCCAUGUCGUGAAUUGAACCCGGGUCUUCGGCGUGACGAGCGAACGCUUUAGUCACUAGGCUACACGCCCGCCCCUACAAAUAAAAUGCGAACUAACCCAUUUUGUUCUAUUUUUCUAUUAACUUAUGAAUAAGGUGUUCGAUCUGUCAUCCUAAAAUAAGUUAAAUGUUUUUAAACAAGACCAGCGGACAUCCGGACGUUUUUGUUUUCUUUCGCACGAGGGCUGGUUUCCUCACUUAUGUGCUGCGUAUGCAGACAGAUACGUGUACAUUACUUGUUUAUUGAAGUCAGUAGAUUGUUUCUGGUUUUCUUGUAUCACGAUGCAUCCGUUAUUCCCGUGGAUGAUAUAUAUUCAAUAUUAUUCUACUCAAAAGAAUUUAAAGAACACCCGAUUCUUUCAUAGUACCACAAUUAAUCUGUCAUGUCAUGUUUUGUUAUUUUUACUGCUGGGCAAAAUGAAGUAUACACCCAUGUUUGAUGGUGGCUAAAAAAUGAAACAAAAACAAGAAACGGUUAAUCGAUGGUGAUGUGUCUGGUGUUGAUGUCACAGUGUUUUAGGCCUAAUGUGUUUAAUGUUUUUUAGGCUGUUUUCAGCCCAGUAGCGUAUUGAUAACGGUUGUAUUUAUUAUUUGUGGUCAAAUUCAAAUUUGAAGAGUAUACUUUCUUUUCAAGGGACGUAAUUAAACCACCCAAUCCUGGUAACGGAUCAUGUAUUUACAUGACGUAUCACAAGUUUAACAAAACACCCGAAGUUUAUUUUCACAUUUUUUAUUUUGCAACAUCACAAUAAACUGUAAACAUUGAUGUAUACAAAUGUCACAGUAAAGAUAGUUAUGCAACAUAUUACAAACCAUAACCUGCUGGCCGGGUUCAUCCUUUGAACCAUGUAUUGUAUGUUCUAAUUCUAUAUAUGUGCGUCAUAUGUUUAUUCCCAUUGGUAAAUUAACAUGACAUUUACUCACAAAUAUUCGUACACUUGAAAGUAACCAGGCAUCGAAAGAAAUAAAGAUCAUUCAUUAUU
This is a messenger RNA of Haliotis rufescens (red abalone), 3608 nucleotides long. RefSeq lists its product as uncharacterized. The record is from RefSeq and is a predicted model, not a curated record. Lineage: Eukaryota; Metazoa; Mollusca; Gastropoda; Lepetellida; Haliotidae. Bases 106 to 1638 code for a protein of 510 amino acids. The transcript is spliced from 7 exons.